Grus americana (Whooping crane) is the source of this 1703-nucleotide messenger RNA. RefSeq names its product IDNK gluconokinase (gene IDNK). The transcript is spliced from 5 exons. Gene Ontology annotation, molecular function: gluconokinase activity. The record is from RefSeq and is a predicted model, not a curated record. The coding region runs from base 154 to 750 and encodes 198 amino acids. NCBI's taxonomy places the organism in Eukaryota, Metazoa, Chordata, Aves, Gruiformes, Gruidae. Gene Ontology annotation, cellular component: cytoplasm.
GGAGCCCGCAGGCGGGCCCGCACACGCCUCCCGCGGCCGAGGGCGGGCCGGGGCGGCCGCGAGGUGCUGUGCCGCCUGGCCGCGCAGAGGGACGGGCCGGGCCGGCGGGAGGGGAGAGAAGCGGAGCGGAGCGGCGCGGCGGCCGAGCUCGCCAUGGUGCUGGUCGUGGUGAUGGGCGUGAGCGGCUCGGGGAAGACCACGGUUGGGUCGCGGCUGGCGGCGAAGCUGGGAUGGAAAUUCUACGAUGCAGAUGAUUAUCAUUCUCCAGAGAAUAAAAAGAAGAUGGCAGAAGGGAUACCACUAAAUGAUGAGGACAGGAUUCCCUGGCUUUGUGCAUUGCAUGAUAUACUGAGGAGAGAAGACUCAUCUAGACAAGAUGUAAUUCUGGCCUGUUCUGCACUGAAGAAGAUGUAUAGGUGUAUAUUAGUUAGUGGAGCAUCUGCAACUGAAAGCAAUCAGCCAGAGCAACCAGGAGAAAAUGCAGCGCUGCAGAUCCUCUUUGUUCAUUUGCAUGGGCCUAUAGACAUCAUAGCUGGCCGCCUGGAGAAGAGGAGAGGACAUUUUAUGCCACCUGAACUUCUCAAGUCUCAGUUUGACACUCUGGAGCCUCCUAGUGCACCAGAAAACUUUAUUACUGUCAGUCUAGAAAAAUCUCUCCCUGAAAUAGUGCUGGAGAUUGAGUGCGCCAUUUUUCAGGGUGAGGCUUUUCUGCAGGAAGUUUCUGGAUUACACAUACAGAAAUUCCCUUAAGGAUAUCAAGGGUAUGGAACAGCAUUUUAAUUAUUAAAUUGAUUAUUAAAUCAAAAGAACUUAUUUUCCCAUAUAAUUAAAUGGAUUGCAAUGCUAAGAGCUGGUUUACUACUAUAGGAAUUUUUAUCAUGGCUCUGUAAAAGACAUAAAAGAUGAAAUUUUCAAAAACUAUCAAUUUUUUAAACUCUUCAUCCAUUAUAUGAAGUUAAACCUCCCAUUUUAGGAAGUCUGCUUUUGAAAAUCCUGCCAAGGGUCACAUACAGUAAUUUAAUGUCUUCAUUUUAAUUUUUACUCUGUCAAACAUGGAGAUGGGCAUAUCUGCUAUUAAGAGAUGAAAUAAUUUUCAGCUUUGUUAGAAACAAAACAGUUAUUUUUCUAGAAGUACAAGAGGCAGGAACAUGCAUGAUGUUCUGUGCCUGACACUACCACCGUCUCACUGCCAGAUUCUUAGCAGGUUGUAGCUUCUGUUUGUGUCCUUGCUAAGCUCACCAGCGCACUGGGGACUUCAUGAGAGCUUUCAUGAACUCUUAUCGUAUGCAUUGAACACCAAGCUGAAAAAUGUGAGGGAAAAGGUAGUGGCGGUGAGGCAAUAUACAAAAUAUAAUUGUAGGGAGGUGAGGCAAUAUGCAAAAUAUAAUUGUAGGGAGGUGAGGCAAUAUAUGAAGUAUAAUUGUGUGGAGGUGAGGCAAUAUGCAAAAUAUAAUUGUAUGGACAGCUUUAGAAACAAAGUGUCAGUGGCAUCAUUUUGACUCUGAACUCGUAUCUUUCGUGUACAAAGCACACCCAUUGAUGAAGUGCACUGCAGAGUGAGUCAACAAGUGAUCUAAGAUACUGAAUACAAGAUUGGUAGAUAUUUCUUUCUUUUAGAAAAACACUUUCACACUUGGACUUUCUCCUUCGCUUCCCUUUUCUGGGGUGCUUUAGUCUUCCACCUCAGCUGAUGCCCAGUCCAA